Messenger RNA from Blastomyces dermatitidis ER-3, 3346 nucleotides. RefSeq lists its product as uncharacterized. Bases 724 to 1935 code for a protein of 403 amino acids. NCBI's taxonomy places the organism in Eukaryota, Fungi, Ascomycota, Eurotiomycetes, Onygenales, Ajellomycetaceae. The transcript has 5 exons. The record is from RefSeq and is a predicted model, not a curated record.
AUGAAUUGACUUUCUUUCUUUCUUCCCCAUCGUAUAACUAACGGAGCAGGAUAGAUAGUGGUUAUCUCCCCCCCACCACCACGCCCCCCCCCCUCCCAUUCGUUCUACGCAUUCUCUUUACAUCCACAUCCAAGCCUUUUUUUUUUUUUCUUUCCAUCAUCUCCUCCGAGUCACCACGGAAGUCGUCGUCACAGGCAUCCGGGGGGACAGUCAAUCUGAGACAUAGGUCCUGCUGAAACACUGCAACUCCCCUCCACCCCUCCCUCCCAUCUCCAUUUAACAUCCAUCGAUAUCGAUCUUUUUUUCGAGGAUAAGUAGCAACUGUAUAACUCUCCGUUUCUCCCGCCCGCCAGGAAAGAAAUCUCUCCCGUAUCCGAUCAGGGAAAUUCCUCCACCGCGAGGUAUCAUACUGAUUACUACUCAGCCAUCGCGCUGAUCCUUUCGCCGCCCGGCUUGUUGUUCUACCUGCCUACGUACAGUACAGUACUUAGCGAUCGAUCGAUAUCAUCAACAUUAGUCAACUUUACUCUCCCUUCAUCCGCUCACUUCCAUCUUCUUCCGUCCUGCAAUCCAUUUUUCUACCUAUCCAUCCAUCAGUCCUUCCAUCCAUCCAUCCAUCCAUCCAUCCAUCCAUCCAUCCAUCCAUCCAUCCAUCCAGCUCACUCGCUCGUUCAUUCGUCCAACCACCUCUCCGCAUAUCAGAUAACUUACCCGCCCAACAACAUGGCAGCGGUCCAAGAGUCGCCCGAACGGGGCCGCGUCCUAAGCUUCACCGGCAGCAGCAGCAGCAAGUCAGAGAAAACACACAAGAGCAGCGGCUCCCAUCACAAGAUGAAUCUCUCCGAGACGCACGAGGAGAAAGAAGCAAGCAGGCUGCGCACACAUGCUGACCCGUCCCGAGCCAUCCAGGAACUACAGCCAUCUGCUGUUGCGUUGCAAAAAUCAAACUUGGAGUCGCUGCGAUCUGUCCAGCAUAAAGAUAUCUAUGGAAAUCCAAUAACCGAUCCCGAUCUAUCAAACCCCACCCGCCAUCGGUUUGAGCGGCCGUUGGAUACCAUUCGUUCUUUCGAGGCGGCCAUUGAUGGGAGCUAUAUGAACCGGAGGGCAUCGUAUGCCCGACCAGACGAGAGUACAAACGGUGGUUACAGCCGACGAAGUAGCUAUUUUGGAGAUCGAGGAGGCGGCGGAGCAGCAGCCGGAGGACUCAGCAACCACCGGAACGGGGGCUACAACGAACAAGCCAACUACUCAGCGCACCGCCUGGCCCCGUCACGGCCGGAUAGCUAUGCUGAAAGCUAUGGCGGGGGCAAUUAUAACGGAAAUAAUAAUAAUAACAACAAUAAUAAUAAUAACGGCUACGCGCCACGGCCCCCUCGUCAUGGAGGACGGAUGAAUCAGGAUCAGUACAUGCAGGGAUACAACAACAGCAACAAUAGCAACAACUAUUUCUCACAGCAGCAGCACCAGCAGCAGCAAUAUCCACAAAAUGACAACUAUAACUAUGCACCCGCAUCCGGCUCCGGGUCGGACGUGCUGGCAGCAGACGCAGACCCAAACCACCCCGGCGACGACGUCAACAGCCAUCCCUACCGACACCAUCAACAACAAAACCAACAGCAAACUCCAACAGAAACGUACGGCUUCACCGGCUUCAGCGACGCGCCCGAUCUCGACUACCCACAACACUCUCCCCAUAGCGGCGGCGGCGGUUACAACCAUCAGAAUAGUACUACCGGUACUGAUGGGAAUUACGCGGACCCAUCUGGCAAUAUUAAUAAUAACAAUAACAGCUACAACAACAACAACGGUAGCGGCAAUCAAGCACCUCCUCCCAUGGCGAGGAAGCCCGUUGCGGCGUUCUCGUCCCCGUCGCCCGCCCCUACGCCGCCGGUGGAGAAGAGGAAGAGUUUCUUUAAGCGGUUUAGCAAGUCGUGAAGGGGAAAAUCCUGAGGCCAACAGAAAAGGAAGAAACAAAGACCGAUUUUUAGCCCUACCUUCAAACAAGGGGUUUGGCACUUGUGGUUUUUUACGGAGACGUCGCUCUGGUCAUUUCGUUUGUUCGCUCGAUGUCUAAAGAACCAGUCAGUCAGUUUUAUAUAUAACCUUAACCUGGAAAAAAAGAAAAAAAAAAAAAAAAAAAAAAAAACUAAACGAUCCACCAACUAACUUACUUCCGCCAGGUGAAAUGGAAAGUUCCUUUUUUUGAGAACAGAUACCACCACGCAUACAUACAUACCUACGUAUAUAGAGACGUACUUACGUUACAUACAACAUCCUGUUUAUUUAUUGAUUUUUCCUUCGCGCUACACCAAACGGAGGACCCCCCCUACGCGCAUUAUAGAUACAGAUACAGUCUGGUCUCUCUUUCUUGCCUUUCUUUGUUCUCUUAUUCUUUCUUUUCCUUACUACUUACGAGAAACAUGAAACAAAAGGGGGACACAUUACCUGGACAUGGGAAAUCGGACACGGGAAGGGAGGAUAAUGACAACAAUCAAUGGAUAAUGGAUAACGGGUGGGAUUGGAAUAAUGGAUAUGAAUAUGGGAUACCUUGAUGAGGGAAAAAACGGGGGAGGGAAGGGAGGGGGAGGGGAAACGGGACAACAUGAUACAUACCUAUGUACACUCUUCUCUGACUUGAUUUUUAUUUUUAUUUUUAUUUUUCUUUCUUUUCUUUCUUUUGUUUCUUUCUUGUUGUUGGUAUUAUGUAUUAUGUGGGUAUACGAGUGGGAGUUUUUGUGUUUAGAAAUUGAGAUGUGUACUUACCGAGGCACUACACCUGCUGUGAAGAGGGGAAUGAAGAUGAAUACCAGAUCAGAUGAUAUCUGAGAGAUGAUUUGUUCACUUGAGGUGGGAGGUUGAGGGAGUUUCAUUUCUUGUGACAUUUUCUCAUUGUUGAUCCUGACUUGAGACUUGAUAAGCACUCAGUCAGAAUAUGAGACUGGCUGUCACUGACAAACGAAACAUACAAAAGAGCUCAGCAGAAUGAAGUAUUUAAAUAAGUUACUUAAUAAAAAACAAUCUCAUUCUUCUCUCUUCUCUCAUCAGUCUCUCUCUCUCAUUCUCUUAACAGAACUUGUUAAAUUCUCUCUGGCUCCGAUGAUGUAAACUAGUGAUUAAACUACUUCAUCACAGAGUCUCUACUUGAUAGUUUUUCUCUCUGAGAGAAUGAAAUGUUAAGAGAGAGCAGAUUCAAAACUCUGCCGGCACGUUCUCUCUUAACACCUAGGCCAAAAAGACCGGAAGACGGCUGGCUCCUUGCCAGCCGCGCACGGCACCCAUACUUAUAGUGGUGGCUCGCCUGCUCCCGCCCCCGGCGCCCCGUGGCCUACCGUCACAACUGCCUCCC